Messenger RNA from Spirometra erinaceieuropaei, 372 nucleotides. The record is from the annotation of a GenBank genome assembly. Lineage: Eukaryota; Metazoa; Platyhelminthes; Cestoda; Diphyllobothriidea; Diphyllobothriidae.
AUGGCCAAGAGCAAGAACCACAGCUCUCACCACCAGAGUAACUAUCUCUUUUGUCAUAUAUUUCUUCUCAGAUCGAAAGCAGCACAGAAACGGUAUAUACCGGCCCAAAAAGCAGCGAUACCCCUCUUUGAGUGGCGUAAGUUGCUUGUUAGUAUAAUAAUUCUCUGACCACUAAAUAGGUUGAUCCGAAAUUCUUGAGGAAUAUGCGGUUCGCAAAGAAGCAUAACAAACGUUCAAAGAAAGUGUAAUUGAUAAAUAAACUUAUGGUCUAAAUUCCGUGUUUGCUGCACUAGAAUAACUCGUCCUCGACCAGGCUCACCUGUUCGUCCUUUGCCAGUUGACACGAUACUGCCACUUCCUUGCUACUCAUAG